AUGACAUCUCACAUCAUCUCACAAAGGAUUGGCUGGCUCUUGGAGAACGAGGGCGACAAGCCUUGCGAAGAGAUCUGGGCCGAAGCAGUCUCCCAAUCAACUGGCAGCGAGUCGCCUCAUCACCACUGUCCUGCUUGGGCUGGCAAAGGCAAUGCGGCCUGGAGAAAUGGAAUCUUCAGGGAAUGCUGGGACGUCAUUCGAGCUUGUGGUCACACGAUGGGUGUCGUAACGUGUACGCCGAGCUUGUCUGCUGCAACGGAGGUGAAGGCGUCGGCGAAGCAUGGAAAGGCUCUACCUCCGGUGUGUGGCCGCAUGCCCGUGGUUCCUUCUUGGGGCUCCGUGACAGAACGGCUCGCCAGUGGAGAGAUGGUGCCUCGCCUGCCGUUACCAAAGUUUCCAAAGUCGGUAGUCGGCAGUUUCUCUCAAGCUUUGCAUUGCCAUAGCGUCAACGUGAUGAAGGUGGAUGAUGCAUGGGACUUUCAGCUGCAGGAAACUCCCUGUCGUAUGGGUGUCCGAGAAGCUUCUCACAUGGAGAGUUGCCUUGCAGGCAGCUGGAUCGUAAUCAUCGGAGCCUCACAAGCUUCCGUGUGGACACAGCAGUUUGCCAAUCUCCUUGCCCCUGGUGCCCUGGACUCUCGACGAGACGGCUUUGUGUCUGAUGGCGUUUACCUGCACGCCGUGGAUUUGGUUAUUGAGAAGGGCAAGGUGGUGCACAAGGUGGUGGAGUUCGAAGGCGGGCACCUGCUUGAAGACCACCGAGGUGCACACUCGGAUGCCCACGAUGCGAUUGAGAUGCCUCAGACAUAUGCUCGACUGGCAGAAGCUCCUCCCUACAACCGUAGCUCUGGCCAGAUCCGUUUGACGCAUCUCAUCGCGGAGUUUUGGGAUGAGGCUGAGACGGCGCUGGUGGCCCUUGACUUGAUCUCUCCAGGAGGCUGGAAGAAGAGCCCCAUGUUUCUGAUCAUGGGGGUAGGGCUUUGGUAUGGCUAUGCCAAGGGCUGUGCCCUUGACUGGUGCGCCACCAGGCCCAGCAUUGCAGGUCUGGACCUAGAAUCGAUCCUCGAGAUGUUCACUGCCGGGCUGCGGAGGAUGGGAGAGAAGCUCCAGACCUUCUGCACUUCGGGGCGUGCUGCGGUUCACGGGUGCACUGUAAUGUCGAUUGAGUACUGCAGCGAGUUGUACCAGAACACAGUGUAUGUCCACCUUCAUCAAGCCAUGAAGCGUGGCAUCAAACCGUACGUUUCCGACAAGAUUCGUUACUUCGACUUGUGGGAGUUUUUGGAGCAGGUCCCUGAAGAUUGUCUCUUUGGCCACAUGUCUCCCGCAUCUACGAGCUUCCUGAUCCAAGCCCUGCUAGAUGGCGUCUGUCCAGCAAAUGAUGUCGCUGAUGCGACAUUAAUUGCAUUUGUUGGCAAGGCUUGCAGAUCAAGGCAGAUUGUGCCCGACUGUCCGGGAAUAAGCUGUGGCGGCUACAUGUACACCUGGGACUUUGCCCUCGCACAGAACUGUAAGCUGGUGGCUGCAGUUGAUCCAGUGCUGGAAGAGAAAGGGUACCAGCCGAUAAUGGCUGGUCCAGCUCUUGCCGCUCCCUGGAUGCUGAGGGCCUCUGCCCAAGCUACCCAAGCCAAGUGA
Symbiodinium natans is the source of this 1632-nucleotide messenger RNA. The record is from the annotation of a GenBank genome assembly. Lineage: Eukaryota; Dinophyceae; Suessiales; Symbiodiniaceae.